AUGCAGGCUCAGGAGGAGAUGUGCCUGAGCCUUAAGGAGGCGGUGACCCGGCACCAACAGGGGGCAGAUGGCCUGUCGGAGCCCGAGGGCAUCGCUCUCAAGCGUGUCGCUGUGGUGGAAGAUUUCUUUGACAUCAUCUACUCGAUGCACGUGGAGAGCUCAGCAGAGCCGGGCAAGGCCCCCAAGCACGCCGGGCAGAAGAAGCCCUACCGGGCGAUUGCUGAAACCUACGCUUUUCUCCCAAGAGAAGCCGUGACCAGGUUCCUGAUGAGCUGCACGGAGUGCCAGAAAAGGAUGCAUUUUAACUCCAAUGGCGUGGAGCCUAAAGAAAACGAGCCUCCUUCCUCGCUCGUCUCGGGCAUCAUUGAUUACAACAUGCCUCUGACCUCCACCUACUUGAAGCAGAUGAAGCUGCGGGUCCUGAACUCCCAGGAACAGGUGAGCGGCUUUUCCUUGCCUGGUGAAGAGAUCUUUGGAAUGCGAAAGCUUGCGCGCGGUCCUGUGGGUCUUCGUCUGCAAACUCCUUGCCUUAAUAGGCUUUUUCUUGCUAUCCGUCCAACCUGUCUUAUUCCAACACGCGCAUGUAAAAACACACGGCGAGGCUUCAGCUGCACCAGUUUUAGGAUUAAGCCCAGGAAGUUCAUGAUUUUCCACUAGGCUGGAUCUAAGAAAUAAGUAAAACGGUGAAAGAGCUAGGAGGAGUUGAGCUGCUAAACCCAGACGUAAACUAGAGUGGAAGAUGUUAUUAUA
Molecule: messenger RNA, 750 nt
Organism: Python bivittatus (Burmese python)
Lineage: Eukaryota; Metazoa; Chordata; Lepidosauria; Squamata; Pythonidae
Source: RefSeq, a predicted model, not a curated record